UAAAAAAUAAAUAUCAUUGGAUUAAUUAAUUCCUUUGCAAUUUGUUUUGUUAAGGCAUCUGGCCCACCACAUCUUUUCUUAAUAUCUUCUGAUUGGUGGCACCUUGAUCUGAUUUCUCCAUAAUUAUUAUCUCUGCCUACCUGACUGCCAUUGAUGGAUGAGCUUGCUUGCUUUAUGGACUGGGAUCUGGAAUCCAUUGUGAGAGGGUGCCCAUCAACUGCCACCACCAUCAUGGAGCACGAUCCAAACCCUAAUUUCCUCUUUCAUCAACAAGAUUAUGACCUACUUUUCAGUACUAGUAGUUUUCCUGAAUUCUCAGAAACCACAAGGGUCCUUGAUGAAUUGGACGAGCUUUACAAGCCUUUCUACCCAGUUUGCCACACUCUUUCCCCUCAUAUUCAAAACAAUAUUAAUGAUGAUAAUAAUAAUAAUAAUCAUCCCCUACCGUUACCAAUAAUCCCCAAAGAACCCGAAGAUGCCAUCAAACAAGACUUGCAGCAAGUUUCCACAGUUUCUAAACCUAAAAAAAGCAAGAAGAGCCUGAACAAGAGGGUGGUGAAGGAGGUUACAGCGGCGGAUAUUGGAGUUUGCGACGCAUGGGCGUGGCGAAAAUACGGACAGAAACCUAUCAAGGGUUCACCAUAUCCACGGAGCUAUUACAGGUGCAGCAGCUCCAAAGGAUGCGUGGCGAGGAAACAAGUUGAAAGGAACCAUCUGGAUCCAACGAUUUUCUUGGUUACAUACACCGCUGAACACAACCAUCCCUACCCUACUCGCCGCAACUCUCUCGCAGGGAUUUCACGCAAGAACAACUCCUUAACAACAACAACUACUACUACUACUACUACAACUUGUUCUUCUUCUUCGAAUUCCUCGUCCAUGGAAGAACAUAAGGGAUUCAAGAAGCAGCAUGGACUUCUUUGUGAAGCUGCUGAGUUUGGUGAUGUUUGGUUUCCAGACACAACAGACAUCGAUCAUGAAUUUAUGAGGCUUAAUAAUAAACUAGAACUUCAAUUUCAUGCUGGUGAUUUCAUCGCUGGUAAUUAUUAGUUCGUCAAUCUUCGUCAUUAAUGAAUGAAUCUAACGUACUUAGUUAGAACAAGUUUUUAUAAUAUAAUCCCUAGUUCCUCUUUUCCCACUCUGAUUUUGUAGAAUUACUUUUCUUCUUUUUUGUUUGUAUGUUUUGAUGCUUAUAGUUAUUAAUCUUCUGUUCGUCAAUGUAAACAAAGAAACAAAAUUUCAAUGCCAGAUACCUCAGUUUCUUAGCUA
Arachis stenosperma is the source of this 1269-nucleotide messenger RNA. Its product is annotated as probable WRKY transcription factor 29. Gene Ontology annotation, molecular function: DNA-binding transcription factor activity; transcription cis-regulatory region binding. The coding region runs from base 154 to 1050 and encodes 298 amino acids. Lineage: Eukaryota; Viridiplantae; Streptophyta; Magnoliopsida; Fabales; Fabaceae. The transcript has 2 exons. Gene Ontology annotation, cellular component: nucleus. The record is from RefSeq and is a predicted model, not a curated record. Gene Ontology annotation, biological process: regulation of DNA-templated transcription.